ACUCCAUAAUCUCCUUACUCUCCAGGUUCGUGAUCUUCGUUGCAUUUGCUCUUGUCCUUCAUCAAUUUGCGAUUACUCCCUUGAUCUCUCUUAAACCCUAAUCGUUUCAAUUCGAAUUCUCCAGAUCUGAUCCUUUUUCUUCUCAUUGUCACAGAUCCGAGGAUUCUCUUGUUUACAGAUUUGAAAAACGUACGUGAAAUUGGAUUUGUUGAUCUCUUUUGGUAUAUAAAGCAUGGCUGCUCCAGUGCCUCCAGGAGCAUAUAGACCUAAUAACAAUCCGCAAAACUCCGGUGGUCCUCCGAAUUUUGUUCCUGGUUCACAAGGAAACCCCAAUUCUUUAGCUGCUAAUAUGCAGAAUUUGAACAUUAAUCGGCCACCUCCUCCUAUGCCUGGUUCUGGUCCUAGACCAUCUCCACCUUUUGGUCAGUCACCACAAUCUUUUCCUCAACAACAACAACAACCUAGGCCUUCUCCAAUGGCUAGACCUGGACCUCCUCCUCCUGCUGCAAUGGCGAGACCAGGUGGACCUCCUCAGGUAUCGCAACCUGGCGGGUUUCCGCCAGUUGGAAGACCCAUUGGUCCACCUUCUAGUCAGCCGCCGUUUGGUUCCAGACCAUCGACUGGUCCGUUGGUUGGUGGUGGUUCGUCAUUUCCUCAGCCUGGUGGUUUCCCAGCUUCAGGUCCACCAGGAGGUGUACCUGCAGGUCGUCCUUCGGGAUCACGUCCAAUUGGUUUUGGUUCACCUCCACCUAUGGGACCUGGCAUGUCAAUGCCUCCUCCCUCUGGCAUGCCUGGCGGUCCGUUGAGCAAUGGGCCUCCUCCCUCUGGCAUGCCUGGUGGUCCGUUGAGUAAUGGGCCUCCUCCCUCUGGCAUGCCUGGCGGUCCGUUGAGUAAUGGGCCUCCUCCUCCGAUGAUGGGUCCGGGGGCAUUUCCCAGAGGAUCACAGUUCACAAGUGGUCCUAUGAUGGCUCCACCGCCUCCCUAUGGACAGCCUCCUAACGCAGGUCCUUUUCCAGGAAAUUCACCAUUAUCUUCGCCUCCUGCUCAUUCGCUGCCUCCACCAACAACUUUUCCUGGUGCCCCUUACGGCAGACCACCCAUGCCAGGAGGCUUUCCUUAUGGAGCACCACCACAGCAGCUACCUUCUACUCCUGGCACUCCUGGUUCAAUGUAUAGCAUGGGUCCAGUGCCAAAUCAGUCAAUGACCUCUGUUUCUAAUUCUAGCCCCUCAAAGAUUGAUCUUAAUCAGAUACCAAGGCCAGGUUCAAGCUCCAGUCCAAUCAUGUAUGAAACUCGUGUGCAGAAUCAGGCUAAUCCUCCACCACCUACUACUGUUGAUUAUAUUACUAGGGACACUGGAAAUUCCAGCCCGCGUUACAUGCGAUGCACAAUCAAUCAGAUCCCUUGCACUGUUGAUCUUCUGUCUACAUCUGGUAUGCAACUGGCGUUAAUAGUCCAACCAAUGGCACUUUCUCAUCCAUCUGAAGAGCCUAUCCAAGUUGUGGACUUUGGUGAGAGUGGCCCUGUUAGAUGUUCACGUUGUAAGGGCUACAUGAAUCCUUUUAUGAAGUUCAUUGACCAAGGAAGGAAGUUCAUAUGUAACUUGUGUGGAUACACUGAUGAGACUCCUCGUGACUACCAGUGUAAUCUGGGUCCAGAUGGUAGACGUAGGGAUGCUGAUGAAAGGCCUGAGCUGUGUAGGGGAACUGUUGACUUUGUUGCUACAAAAGAAUAUAUGGUACGAGAUCCAAUGCCAGCAGUAUAUUUCUUCCUCAUUGAUGUCUCAAUGAAUGCGAUUCAAACAGGUGCAACUGCAGCUACUUGCAGUGCAAUCCAGCAAGUCCUCUCAGACCUUCCUGAAGGUCCUAGGACAUUUGUUGGAAUUGCCACAUUUGAUUCAACAAUUCACUUUUAUAAUUUGAAGCGUGCACUGCAGCAGCCGUUGAUGCUCAUUGUUCCUGAUGUUCAAGAUGUGUAUACACCUUUAGAAACAGAUGUCAUUGUUCAGCUAUCUGAGUGCCGUCAACACCUAGAGAUUUUGCUGGAAAGUAUCCCAACAAUGUUUCAGGAAAGUAAGAGUCCUGAAUCUGCUUUUGGUGCAGCAGUUAAGGCCGCAUUCUUAGCGAUGAAGAGCACUGGAGGAAAGCUCAUGGUGUUUCAAUCAGUUUUGCCUUCUGUUGGCAUUGGAGCACUUUCUUCUAGAGAGGCCGAUGGGAGAGCUAAUGCCUCUGCGAGUGAAAAGGAGGCCCAUAAAUUACUACAACCCGCAGACAAAACUUUAAGGACCAUGGCUAUUGAAUUUGCUGAAUACCAGGUCUGUGUAGAUUUGUUUAUCACAACUCAAGCCUAUGUUGACAUGGCUUCUAUUUCCGAGAUCCCAAGAACAACUGGAGGACAGGUUUAUUGCUAUUACCCUUUCUCAGCUCUUUCAGACCCCCCAAAGUUAUACAACGAUCUUAGAUGGAAUAUCACGAGGCCCCAAGGUUUUGAGGCUGUCAUGCGAGUCAGAUGCAGUCAGGGUAUUCAAGUACAAGAAUACUCAGGGAACUUCUGUAAACGCAUACCAACUGACAUCGAUCUACCAGCGAUUGACUGUGACAAAGCUGUAAUGGUGACAUUAAAGCAUGAUGACAAACUACAAGAUGGAGCUGAAUGCGGUUUUCAGUGUGCACUUCUGUAUACCACCAUGUCUGGAGAAAGAAGAAUUAGGGUUCUUAACUUAUCACUCCCUUGUACAAACAUGCUCAGUAACUUGUUCCGCUCAGCUGACCUAGAUUCCCAAUUUGCUUGUAUGCUGAAACAAGCGGCUAAUGAGAUCCCUUCCAAGGCACUUCCGUUGGUAAAGGAGCAAGCAACUAAUAAUUGCAUCACCAUACUACAUUCCUAUCGUAAAUUCUGCGCUACAGUUACAUCAACCGGACAACUUAUUCUUCCUGAAGCACUCAAGCUUUUGCCAUUAUAUACUCUCGCCUUAACCAAAGGUGUGGGGUUACGAAUGGACGGGAGAAUUGAUGACCGAUCAUUUUGGAUAAACCAUGUGUCUUCAUUGUCCACUCCUUUGGCUAUUCCGCUAGUUUAUCCAAGGAUGAUUGCUGUCCAUGACCUUGAUGUAAACGAUAAUGAAGAAAAUGUGGUUCCUUGUCCAAUCCCAUUACAAAGUGAACACCUUAGCGAUGAGGGAGUAUAUUUUCUUGAGAACGGUGAAGAUGGUUUGAUAUAUAUUGGGGAAUCAGUAAAUUCAGAUAUCCUACAGAAGCUCUUUAAUGUUCACUCAGCUGCUGAACUUCAAAGUCAGUAUGUGCUGCAAAAGUAUGAUAAUCAGCUAUCAAAGAAGUUCAAUGACGUGGUGAAUGAAAUAAGGAGGCAAAGAAGUUCUUACCUACGCCUUAAAUUGUGCAAGAAAGGAGAUCCAGCAGGAAAUAUGUUGUUCCAAUCGUAUAUGGUGGAGGACAGGGGAUCGAGUGGGCCUUCGUACGUGGAGUUUCUCGUUUCAGUUCACCGUCAAAUCCAACACAAACUGAACUGACAGGUCUCUCUAGUCUCCUCUGUUUCGUGUCUUGGAAAUCUUAGAUUAGAGGAGCAAGACAGCAGAAAAAGAAAAAGGAAAGACAAUC
Molecule: messenger RNA, 3614 nt
Organism: Arabidopsis arenosa
Lineage: Eukaryota; Viridiplantae; Streptophyta; Magnoliopsida; Brassicales; Brassicaceae
Source: the annotation of a GenBank genome assembly